Messenger RNA from Ruditapes philippinarum (Manila clam), 5001 nucleotides. RefSeq lists its product as uncharacterized. Lineage: Eukaryota; Metazoa; Mollusca; Bivalvia; Venerida; Veneridae. The transcript has 21 exons. Gene Ontology annotation, molecular function: serine-type endopeptidase activity. The coding region runs from base 98 to 2998 and encodes 966 amino acids. The record is from RefSeq and is a predicted model, not a curated record. Gene Ontology annotation, biological process: proteolysis.
UAUACAUUGUAUGUACGAGAAACAAGUGAAUACUUGGAUUUGCAAGCCAGUGUGAAACCAGCGUCUGUUUGUUAUAAAUGCGUUUUAUAAAAACAAGAUGCAUGGAUUAAACUGUUUGAUUUUCGCCAUUUUGGCGAAGUGUAGCUUUUCCUACGUACUAUUUCCAGAUGUUCUUGAAACGGCUUUACAGAAUUUACGUUCUAAGAGGGAAGCACCAUGUGGUGAAGAAAUUGAUUUAGAACUAGAGGGCGGUGUAGCUGCAAUUCAGCUCCGGACGGAAGAAUUCAACGGCACAGAAUUUUACAGAGUAAAUGAAGACUGUAAAUGGACGGUUAAGACCGCUCAAGAUCAUUUCAUGAUCUUAAAAUCCGACUACUUCAGCGUCGAAGAGAGCGAGAACUGUAUCUGGGACUAUGUUGAGAUUACAGAAAAGGGCGUUGAUGGGACAACAAGCAAAUACUGUGGUUGGGACCCAUUGACAUAUAUCACAUUUGGGAGCGAAAUCCAACUACAGUUCAAGUCGGAUGAGACAUAUGAAGACAAGGGUUUUAAAUUCAUCAUCGAGUCGAGUAAAAAAGGUGGGGGUGACUCUAAGUGCAUAGGCAGUAUAUUUGGUGGUGAAGAUUCAAGUAUAAUGAAUAAAGUGGAUUUAGGAGAGGAUUGUUUUUACAGAAUACAGGCACCCGGGGACAAAGUUCUAACGUUGGAACUAAAAAUGCUACAAUUUGGCUCGGCUAGUUGUGAGGAGGAAAGUAUAACCAUUUAUGAAGGACACAGUACACAAGGAAAACCCCUCGGUACAAUAUGUAGUGACAGUGUUCUGGGAAUUCUGCCUUAUCAUGCAAGUUCAAUGUUUAUUGAGUACAGAAAUCCUCUUAAACAAGAAGGUGAACGUUUUACUAUUGAUUAUAUGUUUGUCGAGGACAACUUUACUCCAGCACCUGUACCAUCAACAACCCCAUCUCCAGUUGGUGGAAAUAAUGACUGUAGUCGAAUGUACAAAGGAGUCGAUAUGGAGAGCGACAUUUUGGUAUAUACAGCACCUAAAUACGAAAACAACAAAGAUUGUAUAGUUGUUGUACGUAACGAUCAAUUACCUAAUCACGUGGUACAGGUAGAAUUCGACUACUUCGACAUUGAAGAAUCGGACAACUGUAUCUUUGAUUUCUUGAGAGUUUUAUCUGGAGAAAGAAAUGACUCUGCUUUGCUUGGUGGACCAUACUGUGGUGAAAGUCUACAUGGGCGAACUUUCCUAACACGCGGUAACUCUCUUCGCCUUGAAUUCAAAACAGACGUGUCAUUUGCCCUCAAAGGAUUUCAAGCAAAAAUUUCAUUCGUACCAAAUAAAGAAUGCAGAUGCAAUGGAAAUAAGAUGUGCAUUCGCCAGGACUUUGAGAAAAAAUGUAUUCUUGGACAAAAGUGUGAGGUAAAUAGCUGUCAAAAUGGCGGAACUUGCAUCAAAACAGCUUCUGUAGCGACAUGUUACUGUCCUAAAGGUUUCCAAGGAGAAGAUUGUUCACAAAGCGAUGGAGAAAAGUCUUACCAUAUACGCUUUACCACCGCACCCGUAGACCGAACGAUAAAGAGAGGUGAAAGUCGCGUAGAAGAAUGUGAAGUUGAGGUUCCAUAUGGAGAGAAGAAAGAUGUAAAAUAUAAUUGGUCAUUAAAAGGAACAUUGAUAGAGCCUUACAGUAAAAAGACAGGAUUUGGAACUCAUCCAGGUGGAGUAUUACAGAUUAAUGACUUUUCUGACGAAUUGGAGGGACAAUAUUCAUGUUUUGCGAUAACUUCUGGUGGAAUAGCAGAACACACAUUUGAGUAUAGGAUUGCAGAGGAUUGUAACGUCAGAAUAUUUCCUGGACCUCAGUCAGAGAGUAAAAAGAUUAACGAAAUGGCUUUACUUAUAUGCCGCGUGGACCAACAGGCCAAAGAAGUUAGAUGGAAGAAAGAUGGAGUUUACAUUGAUUAUGACAAGGAUGAUAGAAUUAAGAAAAUGGCUAAUGAUUACUUACGUAUCUUAAACGUUGGAAUGCAGGACGCGGGAGUUUACCAGUGCGAGGCCGAAGACGAAAACGGUUGCUAUAGUUAUAAGGAAGGCAAACUUCAGGUGGUAGACGUAAAGUCGUUCAGUUCAUAUUGUGGAAUAUCCGUUCAUGAAGAGGCACUGUUGAGUGCAAAAAUUUCAAAGGGAUCUGAAGCACCUCCAAAAAUGUACCCAUGGCAUGUAACAUUCAGAUCUACAGGAGAUGCGUCCAUGAAAAGGGUGUUUUGUGGUGGAACAUUGAUUUCACAGAGUUUCGUUGUCACGGCUGCUCAUUGCAUUAAGCAGUUCAGCAAGGUCUUUGGUGUUGAUUUUGGGGCAAAAAAUGUUGAACUUUUACUUGGUACCACCGAUUGUCUAGGAACUCAGAAUGAUGGGAAAAGAAGAAGAGUACAUAGUUUUACUGUUCAUCCAGAUUACGAAGAAGGAGGAACUUUUGAUAAUGAUAUAGCAUUGAUAGAAUUGGACAGUUUGGUUGAAUACACCGAUAACAUACGUCCUAUUUGUGUUGAACCGGCGGAAUACAAUGACAGGGUGUUUCUAGAAAACAGUGGCUCCUUUGGACGCGUGAUUGGGAAAGUCGCUGGCUGCGGUGCAACAAAACCUCAUGGCAAAGGAAUGCCCGACAGACUGAGGGAUGUAUAUAUUCCGUAUGUGGAUAGAGAAACAUGUCGUGAAUCAAUGGGCAACGAACGUGAUAAACUCACUGACACAAUGUUUUGUGCUGGGAGUAAUAUUGCUAGAACUGGAGACACUUGCCAAGGGGACAGUGGAGGUGGCUUAAUCAUGGCAACGAGCACAAGAUGGGUUCUCACUGGCGUCGUUUCUUGGGGCAGGGGAUGUGAUGUGAAUAAACACUACGGUGUUUACACAAACGUUGGCAUGUUCUAUGACUGGAUAGAGAGCGUUACAAAAUUUAACGAAGAGGAGGUGCCAGACUUUAUCAAUCAUAAUUGAUCUUAAAUAGUGAUUAUUUGUUGAUUUGUCAUGCCACAAUUAGUAUAAAGCUCAUUUACUCAAACGUUUAUACCUGUUUUACUUGAAAUGAAGUUGAUAGACAACGAUAAAUAUAAAGUUUUAAUCUUAAUCUCGAUCAAUGUUGAUGAUACGUAUUUCACUUAUUAAAUCUAGUCAUUGUUGUUUAUUUGUAACAUUUAUAUAUAAAGCUUGCCUAAAACUUGCCAGACACGUUGUUUAGUUCUGAAAAAAGAAAAAAAAAAACUCACUAUUUCAGAAUACUUUAAUAACAGAGACAUUUAAUGAUAAGAUACACUUUUAAGGAGCUUCUUUAGGCCAAAAGCCGUGAACCGUAAUAUUUGAAAUUCUUACAUAGGUCACGUGAAGCACUUAAAUUGGAACACUCUGCAAAGGAUAAUUACGAAAUUUGCUAUUAAUCAAAUUGGAAAUUAUUAUUCUGGGCUAUUCCGUGCGCGCUAUGGGCGUAAGGUGUUGCAUCACUUUUCAUUUUUUGGGUCAUAAGAUAUAAUUAUAUGUUAUUUCUUUAUUUGUUGAAGAAAAUGUAUGGAAGAGGCUGGCAUGUAUUUUAUCAAAUUGAUUAUUUAGAGCAAUAUUUAAUGAUAGAGUUAGAUAAGGAUAGGCAAUAAAAGAUUAAUUGCAAAAUAUUAAAAUCUAUCAAGCUGAUAUUGCUUUAUUUGUAAAUUAAAAGAGAAAGACAAAUAACGAUUUACAUAUACAUGCAUCUACUCGUAAAAAACUACCAUAUAUGCUAUUUUGAAAACCUUGAUAAUUAUUUCUAUUUUACACUCCAGCAUAUUAUAAUAACAGAGACAUUUAAUGAAAAGAAAUUGGGGUCACUAUCCUAGUUUUUAAAAUGACAUUGACUUCGAUUUGCUUUUUAAUUUUAGACAAUUUCAAUAGUAAUUAACUUAUACAUAGGUCCAACAAACCUUAUUUCAAAUACAUGUAAUUUUUUUCAAGAUUUUAUCCUAGUCGAACGUUCGAUUUCAUUUUAUUCCGUCAAAGCUUAACUCAAAAUUCUUAUAAACAUAUCGCAUAAGUGUAGGUAAAGAAGAAAGAUUAAAAUAAACAAACUACUCAUUACCAAUUCUGUAAUUUGCACAAGUUUUAGAAAGGAAGUUUGCUAUAUGAAAAUUGGAAAAUAUAUGGCGUUUGAACCUAAGUUGUUCAUAAUCUGGCAUUGAAAUAAGCAAAUAAGGGCAAAAAAAUCAACAAUCAGGUCGAGGAUUCCUUAAGUUUUCCCUUGACAUCUUUUUGUUACCAUAUUAUAAGAUCAUGCAACGUGUAUCAUACAACGUUAAAGUACGCAUUUAAAGGCAGUAUGCAAGACAUAAUUUAUAGGACCUUUUCCUGCAAAGCAAAUUAAAAUUCUUUUUGUUUCAAUUUGAGUUUACUUAUUGAUAAUAAAAUUUAAAAUUUAUUGAUUUUAAGCCAUACAUUACGUAAAUACCUUUGAAUCUGAUGAUAUUACUUUAAUAUCUCUAACUGUUUUUGUUUCUGCUUAAAACUUCUGACAACCAUUAUUAAAUCUAAUCACUGUUAUAUUCAUUUUUCAAUUCAACUGAAUAUUUGAAAAUGCCAGAGAAAAAUUGCAAGCAAAUAAAUUUGUCACUCGUCUAUUUUCCUUUCCUUUUUGUUAUUCUAAUAAUGGAUACUUCAGUCACAGUCCUGUUUUUAUUUUUGCAAUGUUCAAAUAUAAAUGUUGAACAUCUACCGUUUUGCAUUUAGAAAAUGAACGAAGAAAAAACUGUGUUAAAACAUUUCAGUGAGUUCUUAAUAUUAUAUUAUGCUUUUAUAUUAUAUGCAAAUUUGUAUAAACAUUUUGUCUUAUCGGAGUAAGAGUGCUCUGUUGCUGACAUGUUUCCUGUCAAGAUGCCAUAAAAUAAUAUAGAUUGAUUAACAUAGUAGGACUUUUUAUUCUUAGCUUACUUAUCAAAUAUGUAAUGUAUGUAAAUGUGUAAUAAAGUCAGUUAUUAAAAACA